Molecule: messenger RNA, 2144 nt
Organism: Bombina bombina (fire-bellied toad)
Lineage: Eukaryota; Metazoa; Chordata; Amphibia; Anura; Bombinatoridae
Product: zinc finger protein 239
Exons: 3
Coding region: 32-1282 (416 amino acids)
Biological process (GO): regulation of transcription by RNA polymerase II
Cellular component (GO): PcG protein complex; transcription regulator complex
Molecular function (GO): RNA polymerase II cis-regulatory region sequence-specific DNA binding; DNA-binding transcription factor activity, RNA polymerase II-specific
Source: RefSeq, a predicted model, not a curated record
CAUUUGCUAGUUUUUGUUUGUUGUGGCCAUUAUGACGUCAUAUUUAUUCGACAGCUGGGCUGUCAGAAUCCGGAAGUAUUUUAAUAACAUAGCGCCUCGGGUGUUCCUGUUUUUAGGUGCCAAUAAAGCACCAGAAUUAAUUCUAGGAAUAUUUCACAUAUAUUUUCGUCUGUUGAACGAGAUAAUGUCUGAGAAGACCCAGAACCAAACAGCAGAUCUGAACAAUGAGCAUGCAGAAGGAACCAUGGGAAACACAGAGCAAUCUGACAAGACAUCAUCAAGUGCGACAGCAGGAAGUAACAUUCGAUUCCAGAGCAAUAAAGAGGGAACAAUAGAAGCAAAUGCCUCUAUAGAAUCAGCAUUUUUUGAGAACGGAAAUCUCUCAUCUGCUUUAGCUUCCAGUCAGUCUGGACAGAACACCUGUGUUUUAAAGGAGAAACGUGUCAAUGAUUGCACCAGUGCAACUAUCCCACACUGUGGGAUUCAGAUCUGCAAAAUUGUAUAUUUAGAGGAUCCCACAAAAUCACAUACUAGGGAAAAACAUUUUAAACCUGAGAUGAUUGAUGAACAACAUUUAGCCUCUAAAGAAAAAAAGCCAUUUGUUUGCACUAUUUGUGAGAGAACUUUCACUGGAAAAUCUCAACUAAAUAGACACCAGAGAACUCAUACAGAGGAAAGGGUGUAUACUUGCUCUGAAUGUGGCAAAUGCUUCUCUCACAAACCUAGUCUGCUCUACCACUAUAAAACGCACACGGAUGAAAAACCGUAUAUUUGUCAGAUCUGUGGGAAGGGAUUUAAUGAUAGCUCAAGUCUGAUCGCCCAUCGGAGAACUCAUACAGGAGAAAAGCCGUAUGUUUGUCCCGAUUGUGGGAAAGGCUUCACGCAGAAGUCAAGUCUGGUUAGUCACCAUAGAACCCAUACAGGAGAAAAGCCAUUUGUGUGUCAGCAAUGUGGUAAAGGCUUCUGUCAAAGAUCAGGACUAGCGGUUCAUCUGAGAACUCACACAGGAGAGAAACCUUAUUCUUGUUCUGAUUGUGGGAAAAGCUUCUCGCAGAUGUCAAGUCUUCUUCAUCACAACAGAACACAUACAGGAGACAAGCCGUAUGUCUGCCCUGAGUGUGGUAAAGGCUUCACCCAGAAAUCAGCACUAGUCAUCCAUCAUAGGUUACAUACAGGAGAGAGGCCAUAUGUUUGUCUUACAUGUGGGAAAGAUUUUUAUGACAAGUCGCAACUGGUUAGACACCAUAAAAGUCAUUUGGGAGAGGAACUUAGCAAUUCUUAGCAAUUGGUUUGUAGCUAUUAAUAUGUCAUAUGAUAGGAAGAACUAAAACAAAGGGUAGGUAUGUAUUUAGGGGCAUUAACCUAUUAAGCACCAUCUGUACAUUUAUAUGUCUUGCAUAGCCAUGUUGAUGUGUAUAAAUGUCUAGUCCGGGGGGGGUUCAACUUUGGCACUCCAGAGGUUUUGGUACUACAUUUCCCAUGAUGCUUAGAUUAAAGUUCCUGAGCAUCAUGGGAAAUGUAGUUCCUAAACCUCUGGCUAAGCAAAAUGGGAAAUGUAAUUCCAAAACCUCUGGAGUGCCAAAGUUGAUCACCUCUGGUCUAGACGUCUAAAGAUAUAGGCUGUUUCUCAAAGCCCAGGCCAUCUAUCACUGUUUGUUGCCCCAACCCCCUGAACCCGUGAGGUAUGUUGUUACAAAUACAGUGAGUCAAAGACUGAAUCUUUGAUGUCCAAAAUACCCCUAAUUAUUAAGUGGUUCUCCUUUAUUCAUUUUUAUUUAUUUUUAAAAACAAAUUACAUUCAACUCUAUAUUUCUAUGAUCCAUAUGAAACCACACUAUGUAAUUGGAAAUAAACACCAUGUAAUUAUAACAUUUAUUCUACAGUCUUUCAAUAAAUUAGCAAAAAGAAUCUGGAGGUUAUUAGAACGGAUUGGAAUCUGGGUAGUGAAUGUUCUGCAGGAAAUAACAACAAAUAAUGUCUCAGCACUGAAAUUAGAUUACAUUUUUUUAAAUCAAGUCUCCAAUACUAUCUUAACGAUGUAUACAACUGAUAUAUUUAUGCUAUUUUUUUGUGUGUAUUAUUUUCAAGUGGUCUGUACAAAAUAUCCUAUACGACUUUUUAUUAAAAUAUGAUGUUACAAUAUA